This is a messenger RNA of Sipha flava (yellow sugarcane aphid), 1423 nucleotides long. RefSeq names its product ATPase ASNA1 homolog. Gene Ontology annotation, cellular component: GET complex. Gene Ontology annotation, biological process: post-translational protein targeting to endoplasmic reticulum membrane. The record is from RefSeq and is a predicted model, not a curated record. Gene Ontology annotation, molecular function: ATP binding; ATP hydrolysis activity. Lineage: Eukaryota; Metazoa; Arthropoda; Insecta; Hemiptera; Aphididae. Bases 315 to 1334 code for a protein of 339 amino acids. The transcript has 7 exons.
CCAUACGUGUGCAUUCAUCGUACGUGUAAUUACUAUCGUAACAAUAAUAAUUUAUUAUAAUUUUUAUAAAUUAAUUAAUUAUUAUAUAAUAAUAAUUAUCAUCUGAAAUCGUGACGUUGUCCAAACGCGGCGAUGUACCGGAAAACCGAACGACCCGUUGUCGACUACUGUAACGUCCAUUGACGUUUUCAGGUUGAAAAUCGAAGUCUCGUAAAUCCGUCAUCAGUACAACUCGUGCACUCUUGAGGCGUUGUUCAUAUUACGUUUCACUACAAUAUUUUUAAUAAAAUCUUUCAAUAAAGCUGAUCAUCACUAUGGAUAGCAACGAUCAUAUUGACGAGGAACAACUUGAACCGUCUCUACAGAACGUGAUCAGCCAAGAGAGUUUGAAAUGGAUAUUCGUUGGUGGCAAAGGAGGUGUUGGUAAAACCACUUGCAGUUGCAGUCUUGCCAUUCAGUUGUCCAAAGUGCGUGAAUCAGUACUUCUCCUAUCCACUGAUCCAGCACACAACAUAUCCGAUGCUUUUGGACAAAGAUUUACCAAGGCGCCCACUAAAGUUGAUGGUUUCAAUAAUUUAUUUGCUAUGGAAGUCGAUCCAAAUGUACAUAAUGACAAUGAACAAUUAUUUGGUGACGGAGAAGAAUCUGAUACAAUGAGGUUAGGUAAGAGUAUCGUUCAAGAUAUUAUUGGUGCAUUUCCAGGUAUUGAUGAAUCAAUGAGUUACGCUCAAGUAAUGAAAUUGGUUAAAAAUAUGAACUUCUCAGUAGUUGUGUUUGACACAGCUCCUACAGGACAUACACUGAGGCUUCUGACAUUUCCUCUGAUGAUGGAAAAAGCUAUAGAAAAACUUUUAGAAUUGAAAAACAGAGUAGGCCCAUAUCUAACUCAAAUGAGUAUGCUUUUUGGUGCUGGUAUCAAUGUUGAUGAUAUUUCACAAAAACUUGAAGAAAUGUUGACUACCAUUAAAACUGUAAAUCAACAAUUCAAAAAUCCUGAUCAAACAACUUUUGUUUGUGUAUGCAUUGCUGAAUUUUUGUCUCUGUAUGAAACGGAAAGACUUGUUCAAGAAUUAACUAAAAAUGAGAUUGAUACCCAUAAUAUUGUUGUCAACCAGUUGUACAUAAACAAUGGAGAUUCAGAUCCCAAUUGUAAAAAAUGUGCUUCCAGGCGAGCAUUGCAACGGACUUAUCUUGAACAAAUAAAUGAUUUAUAUAUUGACUUCCAUAUUACCAGACUUCCUUUGUUGGAAAAAGAAGUUCGAGGGGUUGCAGAUAUUUCAGAGUUCUCCAACUAUUUAGUAUAUCCAAAUUAUGCUUUUAAUAAAAAUAAAUAACAAACAUUGGUUUUUAUUUUACAAUCUAAGCAUAAUUUGUCUAUAAUGCAUGAACAUGUAAAAACUACAAAAAUAAAUGCUUUUACCUA